Ochotona curzoniae (black-lipped pika) is the source of this 1997-nucleotide messenger RNA. It is a transcript of the gene TREML4, whose product is annotated as triggering receptor expressed on myeloid cells like 4. The record is from RefSeq and is a predicted model, not a curated record. Lineage: Eukaryota; Metazoa; Chordata; Mammalia; Lagomorpha; Ochotonidae. The coding region runs from base 641 to 1510 and encodes 289 amino acids. Gene Ontology annotation, molecular function: signaling receptor activity. The transcript has 7 exons. Gene Ontology annotation, cellular component: cell surface.
GGGGGUCUUCCAUCUCUUCUCUGUGUCUUUCAUUCUCAACUGUUUUGGAGCAGCCUCUUUGAUGAGGCCUUCUCGCCAGGGUAGGCUCAUCUUGGUGCACCCUUGGCAAGCUAUUGUCCCAAUCUGGCUCUUGUUCUUGCUUUCUCACAUCCAUGGAAGGACAAGAGGAGGUGCCACAGUUGCCUGCACAGAGCUCAGCACUAAGGGAGUGCCAAGGAGCCACCCCCUCCCUCCACCUGCUCCCAGCUCCAAGUGGCGGGGGAGGAGGGGAAAGACACAGCAGGGCUGCCUACACCUCGGAUCCAGCCCAGGGUCAGAAGCCACAGGUGCUCAAGGGCUUCAGGGAUGGGAGCCCUGGGGCCAGCCAGGCAGGCAGGCUCCUUCGGCCUGUCCUCAGACCUUGUCACAAGAGGCUGGAGUCCUCUCCAGGCAGUCCGGCUUCUCCGGUCCACUCCUGCUUCCUGCUCUUCCCCUCCCCUAGGGGGUGGUUCCAGAGCACUUGAAACCCCUGUACCCAUCUGAGAGUCUGUCCCGGGAAUCUACCCUGGCAUACUUCUCAUGGGAUCUUCUUUGUUGUGUGCCAACCGGCCUGUCGGCUGCUUUGCUUUCCUCUUUAUCCCCGAGCUCAGGAAAAGGCUCCAUGGCUUGGGAGGCUAUACACCUGCUGCUACCUGGCCUGCUGAUGCUCCAGGCCUCAGGUUCCUGGGGACAGAUCCCAGAGAUCCUGCAGAAACUGGAGGGCGAGGCCAUCUCUGUGACAUGCUACUACUCGGCUGAGCAGCACACGAAGCUGAAAACCUGGUGUAGGCAAACAGGGACCAACCUCUGCACCUUGCUGGUGGACAGUUCCCAGAGCUGGGCACAAGACCCCCGGUGCUCCCUACAGGAUGACCACCACUCUGCCCACUUCAUCGUCACCAUGAAGAGGCUCACAGUGAUGGACUCUGGUCUCUACUGGUGUGGUGUCUAUGAGUCUUCUGGAGUAUUCCCUCUCAGAACCAUCCAGCUCAUGGUGUCUCAAGCUCCCGUCCCAUCCUCCACCAGGAAUGCCUGGAAGACCAUAGCCCUGGCUUCUACCAGCAGCCCUGUCAAUGCCAGGCCCCCUGACAGUGGGAAGUCUGUGCUGUCGGGUGUGGUGGUGACCGUCCUGCUGCUGCUGCUGGCUCUCCUUGUGGUCCUGGGUCUCAGAAAAAAGCAGAAAAGAACCAGGAAAGGUAAAGAUGGAGCCCUGGAUGUCUGCAGCCUUUCAGUGCUGAAGGAGCCCACCGGUGCUGAUCAGCAGCCGACCUAUGAGGAGGAGCUCACAGAAGCCAUCCACUACGCCUCACUCACUCACUUAAGCCCUGAGGAUCCCCUCUAUGCCAACAUCUACUGCACCAUGAAGCCCGCCCGAGACCUCAUCCUGUCUGUGGAAUACACCAGUGUGAAGAGGAGCAAAUCUCCAGGUCCCCAGACCCGCUGCCUGAGACCAAGUGCCUGGGAAUCACAGGCAGAAUUUCCUGACCAGUGACUGAAUGCCUGCCACCUGCUCAGGAGGUGCUAAGCUCAUUUGCCAGCCUUGGAGUGCCUUCUAGUGGCAAAGACUGCUACAAAUGAUGAGGGAGCAGAGGGCUGAGCAGCAAAGCCAAGCAGAGUCCUAACUAGGCAAGGACUGGAGCCUGGGGCCACGGCUGUGAUGGGCAGACUUUGCAGUGGUGGGGUGGGGGGUUGUGAUUUUCUGGACACCUGCUCCGUCCCCUUCCUUCCAGGGCCAAGAAGAAGGGAGUGCUACUGGAACUGAAUCCAACCGGAUGGCGGGGUCUGGGACCCAGUGCUUCUGAGUAACCCAGCACUGAGACUGUCACUUCCUUCCUGACCCAAGGCUGUGAAAUCCUGAGGGAUUGUGCAAGUUCCUCUAUCACAGCCUCUCUUUGAGAAGCCCCAACCCUAGCCGUCCUUGUGAGACGUCCAAACUAGGCUGAGAUAUGCUGCCCAUUCCUGCUCCUUCUGCGUCUCCU